UGAUGUCUGGAAAUGCCACUGCACGCAGGAAGUGCUCCAGAAGAAAGAAACGAAAACAUAUAUCGGAUUAAAGUCAACAUGCGAUAAUGCUGCGGCUGCUUUCGGUCUUUUAUUAGGUGAGCAGGUGAGGUAAAGAGAUGGCACAAGCCUGGGGUAAACUGCUGAAAGUGGAUUCAUCUCCUGCUUCUGAAGUCUUGCUUAUAAACCGAGAAUGCACAGUGGGCAGAAGAAAAGGAUGUGACCUCUCAUUCCCGGCUAAUAAACUGGUCUCAGGGGAUCACUGCAAAAUCACUCAAGAUCGGAACUCGGGAAAAGUGUGGCUGGAGGACAUGAGCACCAAUGGAACGGUGAUAAACAUGUCCAAACUGGUGAAGAAACAGACGCAUUUACUGCAGAACGGUGAUGUCAUUUACUUUGUGUACAGGAAGAACGAGCCGGAACAGAAUAUCGCUUAUGUUUAUCAGGCCAUCGGGCCACAGGAAAGUGCCUCGGAGGACAUUGAAGAUGCUGUAGGAGAAGAGGAAUCAGAUUUGACCGAAACAGAGAGUGAACCAGCGCCUGUAGAGCCUGUUAUCGUGAAGCCUUUACCUCAGUGUGGGCAUGAGGAACCCCAGCCGUCUACCUCCGCCUCCUCUUUACACUUCUUCGACAUGCCAUUAUCUACCCGCUCUGGUUAUGAAAACGAAAAGCAAAUCGAGUCGUCAGGCUUUUCCCACAAUGCCGCGGGAGUCGGCCCCGCAGAGCCAAUCAUGAAUCAGUCCUGUCCGAAGAGAACCUACUGGGCUGAUGGAGGGCAACAGAUGGUGCUGGAGAUGGAAACCAAGAGGAAAAUAAGAAAAACCGAGAGAGAUGAUCACAUAGCGUUUGGAUCGUCUCGCAGCGACUCUGUUUCUCCGGCAGCUCCUCAGUUCAGUUCUAAAGGAGCAGCCGGGGGAGACAAAACGGAUAAGAUGGAGGAAUCCCUCACUUGCAUCAUCUGCCAGGACCUGCUGCAUGACUGUGUCAGUCUUCAGCCCUGCAUGCAUACGUUCUGCGCCGCCUGUUAUUCGGGUUGGAUGGAGCGAUCGUCCCUCUGCCCCACCUGUCGCUGUCCUGUGGAGAGGAUCCGUAAGAACCACAUGCUCAACAACCUGGUGGAGGCCUACCUGCUCCAACAUCCUGAAAAAUGUCGCAGUGAAGACGACUUGCGCAGCAUGGAUGCUCGGAACAAGAUCACGCAGGACAUGCUGCAGCCGAAGAUCGAGCGCUCUUUCUCGGACGAAGAGGGAAGUUCAGACUAUCUGUUCGACCUCUCGGACAACGACAGCGAUACUUCUGAUAUGAGUCAGCCCUACACGACAUGUCGGCAGUGUUCGGGCUAUCGGAAGGAGCUGAGUUCUGUGCUGUGGAUCUGUGAGCCUUCUGAGGAGCCGGCUAAACUGCCCGGAGACGGCCCCUCCACGUCCUCUGAUGCUACUACAGCUCCUCAGGAGUUCAGAUGUCCUCCUCAGGGCAGUCACCUCAUCUGCACCUGCUGCUUGCAGCCCAUGCCUGACAGGCGCUCGGAAUAUCUGCCGCCGCAGAUAUCACCCCAGCACUGUAUGGUGUGUCAGAAACCCUUCUGUCACGUGUACUGGGGCUGUCAGCGGAUUGGUUGUCAAGGUUGCCUGGCACGUUGUAGCGAACUCAACCUCACUGAUAAAUGUCUGGAUGGAGUUUUAAAUAGCAAUCAUUUCGAGUCCGAGGUACUUAAGAAUUAUUUGAGCUCAAGAGGAAUGACCUGGAAACACAUGCUACAAGAAGCCCUUCAGGCUAUCCAGCAAGGCUCAUAUCAUCUGUCCGAUUAUAGAAUUACCGCCAACUCCUUACUGUGCUACUGCUGUGGACUUCGUACCUUUAGAGAGAUCGCGUACAAAUAUAGAGAGCGUAUUCCCCCGUCAGAGCUUCCAGAUCCGGUGACCACCAGACCAGACUGCUAUUGGGGACGCAACUGUCGGACACAAGUGAAAGCACAUCAUGCCAUGAAAUUCAACCACAUUUGUGAGCAGACCCGUUUUAAGAACUAAAGCGCGUGAGAUCAUUGAUGUCGUAGGAGCUUGUGGCAAGGUUAAACGGCUCAGUAACUUCAACAAAAGCUUGUUCUUGAAGUAUUGAUGUUUCUGGGUAACAAAUCUGCAGUUGCCAGAUGUAAUACCUCUUUUCUCCUCUAGAUGGCAGUUCCUAGUCUAGCCAUUUACAUAUGCAAAUGUCAAUCAAGUGAAUAAUGUGUCAGUCAUCUUUGAGCUUGGUUUGGGUAUGAUGUCAGCAUGGGGAAAAACGUCUAUCUGGAUCUGCACUUUGUAUUUCAUUCCACAGUGCUAUUCACGAUUCUCUGGGUUUGGUUGUAGACAUGAGACAGAACUGGCAAUCACAGUAGCUUAUGCGCUGUAAAAAUGUACCUUUUCAUAUAGAAAGCUGUUUAACUUGAAUAUUAUCGACUAAAGGGAAAGUUUAUGGUCAAAGAAAAAUUCGUCACCUACUUAUCCUGUUGAUAUUCUGGAAACAUACUGUUUGUGGAACACAAAGAGAGCUUUUGACAUAUGAUUUAUAGUGAUCAGCAACUGGCAAGCUCUGGAAAAAAAGCUAUUGUAUGGAUUUAAGAAGGCUUUAAAUAGUGCACAUGUUGUAUUGAUGACUUUUUACUCUUUUGUGCCCUUUUCUGAAAGUCACUAUGGACUGUAGAACAACACCAUCCACAUUUGUAAUGACAGGAAAGUAAUGACAAAAUUUUCACUUUGUGUAAACGUUCCUUAAAAAAACAUAGUUCACCUUUAAAAUGAAAAUUCUGUCAUUUACACGUCCUCUUGUCAUUUCAUACCUUUCUUCUGCAGAACACAAAAGAAGAUAUUUGGAAAAAUGUUGAUGCAUACAAUAGAUGUCAAUGGGGACCAACGGCUUUUGGUUACCAACAUUUUCCAAAAUAUCAUAUUUUGUGUUUUGCAGAAAAAAGAAAAUCACGCGUGUUUAAAAUGACCACAGGAUGACUAAAUGACGACAGAAUUUUCGUUUUGAAGAUGAACUAUUCCUUUAAGAAAUUAUUUAAUCAACUAACCUUUGGUGCCUAAGGGUCUUAAAGCAUGUUUUUUUUUUUUUUGCAUAUGUCUCGGAGCAUAUCGUUGUAAAAAUCUCUGUCUCCAUCUUUUCUGGUGUCUCAAUGUAACUAUUGGAGUUAUAAACUGGGUAAUACUUUUUUCAAUGAAAUUAGGUUAUAAAAAGGGAUAAUCAAGCUAAAGAGAAGAUAAUAGUGCACUAAACUAUCACAUGCAAUUAGGUAUUCAGCAUCAAUGGAUGUUUGUAGAAUUUGUAGUACUAAGGGGAAUAUGACAUGUGAGGGCUGUUCUUAAGGUAUACGACAAAAUAAUUCAGAGAGAUGAUUGUAUUAUAGUUGAGAGCCAGUGGUCUAUCGCAGACUUCAUGUUGCACUGCAGGGGAUAAUCAAAUCUGAUUUAUUAUAAACUCUUACAUGCAUUCUCACAUCUUGUUAUGCUUAAAGCAUUUCUGCUUUUGGGAAAAUGCACAGCAAUCCCCCAUUUAAGAUUUAACAUUACACACAACGUAGGGUUGAUAUAUGCAAACAAGGCCAGUUUCAGCUAGUCAACAAUCUUUACCCAGUAUUUUUAUAUUACUAAUAUCUUUUUGUUUGUUUGGUGGGGUUGGAUAGAUGUGUGGCCACAAAAGAGUGGUAUUUGAAGACUUUUUAGUAACCUUUGACUGUAUUUCUGACCUAUUAAAAUAGUUCGGUUUUUGUUCCAAUAUCCCUCGAAUAGUUGUGUUUUAGGUACACAUUUAAGCUCUUGUGGUUAUUCAGUCGGGUAAACCACAUUGGUUAUAGCUGUAGUGUUAUCAGUUGUCAUUUAAACUGUAUUUUUAAUUGAUGUGAAUAUUGUGUACUGAUAAAGCCAACGUGAACAAUUAAACAAUUACCACAAUCAGUA
Molecule: messenger RNA, 3953 nt
Organism: Triplophysa rosa
Lineage: Eukaryota; Metazoa; Chordata; Actinopteri; Cypriniformes; Nemacheilidae
Gene: chfr
Product: checkpoint with forkhead and ring finger domains, E3 ubiquitin protein ligase
Exons: 18
Coding region: 138-2045 (635 amino acids)
Biological process (GO): mitotic cell cycle checkpoint signaling; ubiquitin-dependent protein catabolic process; protein ubiquitination
Cellular component (GO): nucleus
Molecular function (GO): ubiquitin-protein transferase activity; protein binding
Source: RefSeq, a predicted model, not a curated record